CUUAAAUGCGCUAGCAAGAAAGUGACAUUUUCCCAAACUGAGCGCCAUGUUUCCUGCACACGCGCGAAUUUCUGCCAGAUAUCUUCAAAGACAUAGUCUAAUGUUCGACAUUUUAGGGGCAGACCAUUCAGAAAAGAUGUGGAUAAUCAUGAGUACUUCUGGACUGUUGGCUUCAGUGCAACUUUCGGUACUAUUUAUUGAAUCAUUUCGGGCAUCCUUGAGGCAGGAUACAUUGACAGUCGAAAGAGGAACAAGCUACUUCGCGAAAUUUUCAUUUACCAGAAGCUUGGAGAGUCAACCGAGAACGAUCGACCGUUCCAACCCUAACCCUACGACAGCCAGUAGGCAACCACCUUUUCAUUUCUCUUCAAUCCUCACGCUCCUUCCCUGUGUCCUGUCCUCUCCACACGCUCGUCGUUCAAUAUGUCUGUUGCAGGACAAAUGUUCUCUUCACGUUGCGACUUGGCGUCCAGACUCACUGCGACGGAGUCUCUUACAGCACACUGAAAAAACAGGAUGAAUGCUCAACUAUAACUAGAUGUUCUGAUGGAAAUUGUGCAAAUUCACUCUGGAUUUGAAGCUGGAAACUUGA
Molecule: messenger RNA, 592 nt
Organism: Guyanagaster necrorhizus
Lineage: Eukaryota; Fungi; Basidiomycota; Agaricomycetes; Agaricales; Physalacriaceae
Exons: 2
Coding region: 47-520 (157 amino acids)
Source: RefSeq, a predicted model, not a curated record